Molecule: messenger RNA, 1409 nt
Organism: Sitophilus oryzae (rice weevil)
Lineage: Eukaryota; Metazoa; Arthropoda; Insecta; Coleoptera; Curculionidae
Gene: pch2
Product: pachytene checkpoint protein 2 homolog
Exons: 5
Coding region: 83-1339 (418 amino acids)
Biological process (GO): reciprocal meiotic recombination; meiotic recombination checkpoint signaling
Cellular component (GO): chromosome; nucleus
Molecular function (GO): ATP binding; ATP hydrolysis activity
Source: RefSeq, a predicted model, not a curated record
GAAGGUUACCCAUCCUGACAUAACUGUCAAGUUUAAAAAUUUGUAAAUAAACGUUGAUGUUUUUUAAACUUUUUUACUAAAAAUGACCGAAUCAAUUGAUAUAGAAGUUAUUUUAAAUACCCAAAGCUCUAUAUCGCAAGAUAGUAUUAAAAUAGUUAUUCAGAAGUUUUUGGAGGACAGUAACGUUUAUCCAAACACUGUUGUGUCUGAAUUUAAUAAAAACGAAGACUAUUUCUCCUCACUAGUUAAGUGCCUCAUAAUUGGAAGUGUUUCGAACUCUAAGGAACCUAACACACGUAUAGACGUAAAAAAUGUUAAAAUAAAUUGGUUUAUCUACUGCCUGGAUCCUUACGGUACCGUUACAUCGUCUGAUACCGAUGAAGAAGGUGGGGAAAUUACUCUUGCAACAUAUCUAACACUACCUUCUUUGGAACUGUUUACCCAAUGGGAAAAUUUAUAUUACGAAGAUAACAUUAAGGAAAAUCUAUUAAAAUACGCUAACACGAUUAUGGAGUUCUCAAAUCGAGGCGUCAAUGCAAAUAUAGUGAGUUGCAAUAAAGUGAUAUUACUGCAUGGUCCCCCAGGAACAGGGAAAACAUCACUAUGCAAAGCACUAUCACAAAAACUAUCGGUUAGAAUGAGACACAAAUACACUUCUGGACUAUUAAUUGAAAUCAACAGUCACAGUCUGUUCUCAAAGUGGUUUUCAGAAAGCGGCAAAUUAGUGAACAAAAUGUUUACAAAAAUAAGGGAAGCUUGUGAGAACGAAAACUUGUUAGUGUGUGUUCUCAUAGAUGAGGUGGAGUCUUUAGCUCAUGCACGUGAUCAAUGUAUUUCAGGAAAUGAGCCCUCUGACUCUAUUAGAGUUGUGAAUGCAAUGCUAACACAAAUAGAUCAAAUCAAAACGUUUCCUAAUGUUCUUAUAUUUGCCACAUCCAACAUGACCGAGGCUAUAGAUUUGGCAUUUGUCGAUAGAGCUGAUAUUAAACAGUACCUAGGUCUGCCCAGUGUUCCGGCUAUAUAUCAAAUAUAUCGUUCCUGUUUAGAAGAAUUAAUAAGAGUUCAGAUAGUGAAAAGUAAUUUUAAUCUGGCUAAUACUGAAAUAAUAGCUAAAGGAGAUAACUCUGGGAUUGAACUGGACGAGACUAGUAAAAAACUGCGCAACAUUUGUGAGGAAAGCAUCGGUUUGAGUGGAAGAACUCUGAGGAAGAUCCCAUUUUUGGCUCAUGCUCUUUUUAUUCAUACCGAUUCGGUUGAUUUAGAUUUAUAUCUCGAGGCGAUGAUGCAGGCUGUUGAAAAGGAGCAUUUUAAUAAGAAAUCAUUUAAUACAAAGAAAUAAACAGAAAAAAAAAUAUAUUGAUUAAGCUAAAACUAAUAAAAAGUUGUUCUUUUAAUAAAUUAUUUAUUCA